Molecule: messenger RNA, 949 nt
Organism: Mytilus trossulus (common blue mussel)
Lineage: Eukaryota; Metazoa; Mollusca; Bivalvia; Mytilida; Mytilidae
Product: cubilin-like
Exons: 7
Coding region: 25-822 (265 amino acids)
Source: RefSeq, a predicted model, not a curated record
ACAUGUUCUGAACCAAAAACCAAGAUGAAAUUUGUAUUUGUACUUGCCAUUUUCAUUGUGUGUGCUGCAGCAGUGACAAUUCUUAAAGUUAAAAAUACACGUCAAUGCAAAUCUAAUGGUGGAGUAUGUAAACAAACUUGUGCUGUAGAUGAAGAAGACAUAGGUCAAUGUUGCCGCAAUAGUAAUAGAUGUUGCCAAACGUCUACAUGUAUUGACACGCUUCAGUAUGCCCAGUGUAAAGCUAAAAACGGAGAUAUUAAACCUGUGUGUGAUGCUAAUGAACAAGAUACAGGCAUAGGCCCUUUUUGCAAUACACACAGAUGUUGUGAGCCGCCUACAUGCAUUGCCAAAGUAGAUUGCAACUGUAAACAUUUCAAUGAUUGUCCUAUCGGUAAUACGGAGUAUGAGGACAUCACUGGAAAUUGUUCAGGAAGUGAUGAAUGUUGUAAGCCAUGUUGUCUUACAUGUGGUGGAAUAUUUAAGGGACCAGUUGGAAGUUUCACGUCACCGAACUAUCCUUCUAAGUAUUGUAUUGAUCAACAUUGUUAUUACAAUAUCACAGUUGCAGAAGGUUUAAAAGUUAUCCUGAAAUUCACUUACUUUCAUUUAGAGGCGGGAAUCAGCACUUCCGGUCUGCCUUAUGACUUUGUGCAGAUAUAUGAUGGUGAGGUUAAAGCCGAAGCAUUACUAGAUACUUUGUAUGGCGGUCCUACUGAAGGAAAAGAAUUUAAUUCCACUUCCAAUAAGAUGAUCAUUCACUUCGUAACUGAUGAUCGUGACCAUUUUCCUGGGUUCAGUGUCAGUUAUAAAACCUUACAAUGAUUCUCCUACACAAAAUGCACCAAGUGAAAAUAAUACCAGAAAGGAGUUAAAAGAAUACGUAGCCUGCAGCAUACUUCGUUAUUCAUUAUCAACAGUUGGAACUUUUUAGUUUUGGUUUUGAACAUCA